Acanthamoeba castellanii str. Neff is the source of this 363-nucleotide messenger RNA. RefSeq lists its product as uncharacterized. The record is from RefSeq and is a predicted model, not a curated record. The coding region runs from base 1 to 363 and encodes 120 amino acids. NCBI's taxonomy places the organism in Eukaryota, Discosea, Longamoebia, Acanthamoebidae. The transcript is spliced from 3 exons.
AUGGGCAUCGGCCUCGGUUUCCAUACCUUCGCCGUGGACUUUGCGCUGGCCACCGAAUGCCUUCCGUCGGAGGAGUCGCGCGGGACUGAUCUGGCCGUGUGGAACCUGGCCAUGUCCCUCCCCAUCGCCUUCUCCGGCCCCCUAGGUGGAGUGAUGCUCGACAACGGCCAGCGGGUGGGGCAUGCACUGAACCUGCCCAACCUGGGCUACGUGGGCCUGUUUGCCAGCUGUGGCUUCCUGCUUGCACUGAGCGCCUUCUUUGUGCGCCGCAUCACCGUCGGCAACCCCGUCCGCCGGCGAAAGCCCACCAACGAGAUCGAUCUCGAAUUGGUGGAGGUGGAGGAUGAUGGCACAUUCCAGUAG